AUGAGAACGACCCCCACCCUGUUCUCAAGAUGGUUACCGACGCAAAUACCACAGCGGGCGACUCUGUUCCUGCGGCGAACCACGCUGCCCAUCAAGUUGGCUCGGAGGGACCUGCAUCUGCUUCAAACUCUGGCGGCGCUCCUGAGGGGACAGAGCCCCAAUACAAGCGGGAUACCCGAUCAUCCCCGCAAACCCAAGAACAACCCGUUCUCCGCUGAGGAGAUCGCGGCCGAGGAGCGCCGGCCCAAGAAGAAGGUUGCCGUGCUCUUUGGGUACUCUGGCACGGGCUACCGCGGGCUACAGAUCAACAACGAAGAAAAGACGAUUGAGGGCGAUGUCAUGAAGGCUUUCAUCGCGGCGGGCGCCAUCUCCAAGGCCAACGCGGACGAUCCCAAAAGCCUCAAGCUCAUUGUCGAGGACGACCACGUCGUGGAGAAGAUCAACGAGAACCUCCCGCCCCAGAUUCGCGUGUGGGGCAUUCAAAGGACGAACAAGGGCUUCAGCUGCUACCAGUCGUGCGAUUCGAGGUGGUACGAGUAUCUGCUGCCGAGCUAUUCGCUGCUCCCGCCGCACCCGGACAGUUAUCUGGGCAAGAAGAUUGCCGAGUUCGCGCUAGAAAAGGGCACGGUGGAGGAGCUCAGAGAGAAGAAUGCCGACGUGGGCGAUUACUGGAAGGAGACGAGGGCCACCGUGAUGGAGAGGCUCAAGCUGUCCGUCGACGUACCCAUUGACGGGGCCCCGGCCGCUGGCGUAGAGCCCGAAACAUCGGCUCCCGAGCCUCCCAAGGCGCCGUCCCCGGAAUCGGCCGCCGAAGCGGAACAAGGCGCUGCGGGCGAUGCCCAAGAUAACACGGGUUUCGCGCAGCGCGAGCUGGGCCCCGUCGACUUUGCCCUCCGCGACAUCAAGCUCGCCUAUGUCGCCGCGAAGCGCCGCUACCGCAUCUCCCCGGCUCGCCUCCAGCGUCUGCAAUCCGCCCUCGACGCCUACCCCGGCACGCACAACUUCCACAACUACACGGUGCAAAAGUCGUUCAAGGACCCAGACGGAGUGGCUUUCCUCAAGGUCCACGGCCAGUCGUUCAUGAUGCACCAGAUCCGCAAGAUGGUGGGGCUCGCGACCCUCGUCACGCGGUGCGGCACCAACCCCGCGCUGAUCAACGAGACCUACGAGGCCACCCCCAUCGCCAUCCCCAAGGCCCCCGCCCUCGGCCUGCUGCUCGAGAGGCCCGUGUUUCAGAGCUACAACUCCAAGGCUACGGGCACGCUGGAGAGGGAGCCCAUUGACUUUGCCAAGUAUGAUGACGCUAUCGAGCCGUUUAAGCGGGAGCACAUUUACACCCGUAUCUUUGAGCACGAGGAAAGGGAACACACUUUCCACGGCUUUUAUCAGCAAAUCGACAGCUUCCGCAGUGACUUCUUCCUCUGGAUCACCCCCGGAGGCAUCGCCGCGGCCAAGCUCCGCCAGAGCGCUACCGACGUUGCCGAGACCGAAAAGGCCUUGAACAAGCAGCUCGGACAGGAGGAUGAGGAUGAUGAUGUGGCGAACCCCGAGGAGGGCGAGGGCUAG
Messenger RNA from Parascedosporium putredinis, 1566 nucleotides. NCBI's taxonomy places the organism in Eukaryota, Fungi, Ascomycota, Sordariomycetes, Microascales, Microascaceae. The record is from the annotation of a GenBank genome assembly.